AUGCGUUUCUUCCAACGCCGUCGAGAAAAGGAUGCCGACUGGUUGCAACAGAUGGAGGGAAACUGGUCUGACAGACAUGGCUCCUGUUACGAGGUCUUCCGGGAUGCCGCGUACAAAGGCACUUCGUACUCCUGCAGCGUGCGAAUCCAACGCCCCAGCGGCGAGGCAUUUUCAAGACCAGCCGUCAUCAAGCAGGUGGAAGAUGGUACCAUAAUCUGGGGUCAAAAAUACAUCCUGGAUGAGACACACUCAACCCAGGAUUCGUUAAGCUGGAAGAAUCUGCGAGGGUAUUCUGGCUUCUCCUGGCAGCGAAUGAA
Molecule: messenger RNA, 317 nt
Organism: Symbiodinium necroappetens
Lineage: Eukaryota; Dinophyceae; Suessiales; Symbiodiniaceae
Source: the annotation of a GenBank genome assembly